Molecule: messenger RNA, 2484 nt
Organism: Myotis davidii
Lineage: Eukaryota; Metazoa; Chordata; Mammalia; Chiroptera; Vespertilionidae
Gene: CCDC82
Product: coiled-coil domain containing 82
Exons: 8
Coding region: 26-1600 (524 amino acids)
Cellular component (GO): nucleus
Source: RefSeq, a predicted model, not a curated record
CCUAGAGCCAGAAGCUUAAGUGAAAAUGGUACGUGAAACAAGGAGGAAUUCUAAAAUUCAAGAGCGUGAGCAGAAAUCUCGAGUUGAUUGGAAGCGGACUAAAAGAAAUAGUUUCUCACAGUUAUUGGAUAGUGAUGAAGACCUUGAGAGUGAAGACCUUGAGAGUGAGGAAGAGAGUGAUGAAGAGCGUGAUAGUGAUGAAAGUAUUGACAGUGAUGAGGAGCUUGCUAGUAACAAAGGGCUUGAAACUAAUAAAAAGCCAGAAGAUGAAAGUGAGCUUAAGUUAGUUACAGUUGAAAGUGAAGGCAACAACUGUGAGCAUCUCAUUGACACUGGCAACAGUUCAACAAAUGAAGGAGAAAAUGACAAAGGCAAUCAGAGCAGUCCUAUUGAUCUACCAGACCAGGAAAAGCAUUCAAGUCCAGAGGAUGCUGAUCUCAGCAAGCACGCUGAACAGAUAACAGAGGAGGAUUUAGAAGAAGAAAACGUACAGCGGGGGAAGAGAAGAAGAACCUCGGUGAUAAGUGACAGCGAUGAGAGUGGUGACAGCGACGUCCUAAUGAGGAGAGUAGGUGAUAAACGUCCGCGUAGGGUGGUUGAAGAUGAAUGUUCUUCAGCGGAGAUGGAGCAGAUUCAGCCUGAGAAAACUUCCGCUGCAAGAAAGCGAGAACAACUCCAGAAGCUGAAAGAACUCUCAAAACAAAGAUCUCAUCAGAGACGUAAUAGUAGUAGAGAUUUUGAGGACUCUGAAAGGGAAUCCUGCCCAAUCAGUGAUGAAAAUGAUGAAGAUGAGGAGAAUGACGAAGAUGAAGAGGAGGAGGUUGAUGAAUCUGAUGAAGAUGGAGACAAUUACAUUAUUGAUGACUUUGUAGUACCAGAUGAGGAGGAGGAUGAGGAGAAUGAAAGCCAGCGAGGAGAACAAUUGGCUACAUCACAACUGAAAUCUAAUUCACUUUAUUCUUUUAGUGACCCCUACACGCACUUUGAAAGAGUUGUGAAGGCUCUCCUGAUCAAUGCUUUAGAUGAAUCAUUCCUGGGGACAUUAUAUGAUCACACCAGGCAGAAAUCAUAUGCACGAGAAAUGCUGACAUCUCUUGAUUAUUUGGACAAUCACUUUGUUCAGCCUCGUCUGGAGAACUUAUUCUCUAGGAGUCGUUGGAAAGAGCAGUAUAAGGAGCGGGUCGGAAGUUAUUCUGAUGUGAACAUCUCUCCAAAGAAUGCUAAAGACUGUUCCUGCCAGGCUUGCGGGCUUCAUCGCCACUGUGCAUAUUUAGUGAGCUUAUCAGGGAAGCAGUACAACCCCAGGACUAUGAAAACUGAUGAUUUCAUGCCAUGGGACAAGCAGGAAUUUUUUAUUGGCAGAAUUUGUGCUAACCGUACCAGAGUUUAUCAUAAUCUGAAACAUUUUAAAUUCAAACUGUAUCAAGAAUGUUGCUCCAUAGUAAAUACAGAAAAACUUGAGGAUGAAGAAGUUAAAGAAACAGUGGAAAGAAUUUUCAAUCAUUCAAAAGAAAAUGGCUGGAUUAAGAAGAAAUAUGGUCUACUUCAAAGAUAUCUCAAUGAUGCGGAUUACUUUCAAGAUGAGAAGUUUGCAAUGUAACACCUUUUCUUCAGAGAAGAUUUUAUGAAUUCCUAUAGAUGUGAAGAUCAUGAAUAUCGUUUCUCUGUAUCAUGUGACGUAUUUAUAUAUUUUCUGUAUAUCUUCAUGGCAAAGUGUCUUGUUUAAAACAUGUUCAUCUUAAUUUCCAUGAAGUGGUACUCUACAGUCUAAUAAACUUGUAUCUGCUAUGCAUAGAAAACAUAAGCCUAAUCACUUUUAAAUGUAUUUUGAAGUUAAUAACAAUAUCUUUAUAACAGAUGAUUAUCAAUCAAGUGAAUAAAUGUUCAUGUCCUGUCAAUUUAAUAGAAAAAUACUGUAUUUUUAAAAUGUACUUAGACCAACAUCAACAUGUAUGUAUUGCUAAUACCGACAUGUAUAUAUUGCUGAUGAACAUUAACAUGUAUGUAUUGCUGAAUUCCUGCCCAGAUGUGUUUGUUAUCCUAUUGUCACUAAUAUAUUUUUUACUGCUAUCAUGUAAAUCAGGUGGCCAUGGAAUAGACCUUAGUGUUUCACUCAGUUCAAUGCCCUUGCCUCAGAGUCAGACUAUAGUAAUUUUUUCUUUUUCUAAAGUUUCCCUUAGAAAUAAUUUUCAGGCCUCCAGAGUUUUAAUCCUCAUAUUCAGGAAUCAUUUCAUAAUAUGUAUUUUCAUGCUUCGCAAUGUUUUCCUUUUUUCUGUUCAAUUUUGUCUAUGUGUUAAUGAUUAAGAUGUAUUUUAUUGCUUUUUGACAAUAAUUUUAUAAUAUAACUAUUUCUGUUAGGAUCAGAAGAUCUCAGAGAGAUACAUUCAGCCAAGUAUAUUUUAAAAGUAUACUUUGGCAUCUGCAUUGCUUUGCACAUCUAAAUUUAUCCAUAAUUUAAUAAAAGUAAAAUGGCUUCAGAGUGAA